Molecule: messenger RNA, 1236 nt
Organism: Coniophora puteana RWD-64-598 SS2
Lineage: Eukaryota; Fungi; Basidiomycota; Agaricomycetes; Boletales; Coniophoraceae
Exons: 4
Source: RefSeq, a predicted model, not a curated record
CUCGGAAACGGCUGCAUUGGAGUGAGUUUUAGGACGUCAUUAAAGCAGGACGUUUUGCUAGUAAGAGUGCGAUCUGCAAUGAUUAAAGCUCGGUUCUUCGCCCCCAUCAUCGCAGCUACUGUGAUCGACGACCUGGAUGACGUCUGGAAAAAAGAGUGGCGAUAUUAUCCCUUCGAGGAAGCGGGUGUCAACGCACCUUCGGUCAGAUUCGAUGCCUGGCUGGAUCAUGUUCUCGAAGUACGCACAGAACCAAUCUCGCUGGACGACUUGGUGAUAGAGACCGACCACAUGGUACUCCCGUACAAGUUCCAGCAAGCCGACGGUACCACGAUCGACUCUCUUGUCCGCUUCUACCUGCUGCUCGGUGGCGUUGAUGGCGACCAGGGACUAGUGAUGCACGGCCCACACCUUAUCAUGGACGCGAAACCCAUCAUGCGCUUGUUAGACUUCAUUCUUCAGCAUGUAGUGGAUCCUACUUCGGGCCCGGGGAUAGGUGAGUGGGGAGAGGAGUGGCGGAACUUGCCCGUAGGGGCGCUUACUGCGACCGGUGGGGCGCGGGACGAUUGGGAUACUCGCGGCGUGGCGCUGCAGAAAGAGAUCAUGGGGGUGCGGGUCAGCGCUGUGCCCUCUUUGACGCUUGAACCGAGUCGGCCUACAAUCACGAAUGCAGGUGCGAUGCACCGAGUACGUGAGACAAUCGACGAGGCGACAUCGCGGGAGAUCAUGGCACAGCUGAAGGAGAGAGGCUUUUCGGUCACCUAUCUGUUCGACGCUGCUAUAGCUAUGUCAGUCCUCAACUCUGUCAAAGAUUCUGGCGGCUCCAUCUCAGAGGACGCACAUAUCACGAUCGACCCUGCCAUAAUUGGGCAAGAUAGGUUUCGCGUACCUCAGUACAAUCACGUCGGGCAGCUUGCCACCGGAGUUUGUUUCGCACCCAUUAAGAUACUCGCCAAGGACAUGGAAGGAAAGCCCACAGCGUGCGAACAGCUCAUCCACAUGAUGGAGGUAAUCAAGGAGCAGUACUUGUGCCUUGUCUCGAACCCGAACUUGGCGCACCUCAAUGCAGCAGACAAGGGAGGGAGAAAUACAGAUGGGUUUUUGCGGUUUGUGUUGGGAAGACGGACGUCGGCGAAUACAAACAUCGGUAGAGUUGAGGAUGUCAUCAAGACUGAUCAUGAGGUGGUGAAACCAUUAUCGCUUGCCAUUGGCCACAGGUUGAGCUGGAAACAACCGUAA